AUGGCAGAGCAGCGGAAGCGGUCGCGGUCGCUCAGAGAGAGCGCGCGGGCACUUUUCAAGAAGCAUACGGGGGAGGGGCGGCGGAAGGGGCGCGCGAGCAGUGCCAAAAGACGGGUAGCGACGCGGAAUGGGGAGCGGCGGACGGGGCCGGAGGCGGGUGAUGUCGAGGUGGCGGCGGGGGAGGGCUCGGAUGUGGAGAGCCGGGUGUCAGGAGCAGAAUCGUGGCUCAUGUCGCGACCGGUGGUUUACGCGAACAGCACAAACUCGUCGCUCCGCCUGGGGUGGGGUGGCCGGGACGCCGCCAGCUGGCAUAGCGGGGGGCACAGCAAUUCGUCGUCGCUCAGCAUGCCAAUUGAGAUGAGCGCGCGGCACUCGCAUGUGCGGUCUGGCGCGGGCGGCGAGCCCGCGGGGGCGGGCCAAAGCACGCGCUCGGAUGCAGGAUACAAGGAGGACACUGAGGAUAAAUUUUCGGAUAUCACACCCUUUGACCAGGAUGGUACUGGGAAGCACCGGUACGGGAAUUUUUUCUCUGGGGCUGAGGAAUUGGGUAACGGUGGCAUCUUGUCUUCGUUUCUAUCUGCAGCGCAGAAUGCGGCCCAACACCUCAUUUCUAAGUCUCCCUUGAGCGCAACCAAGCACGGCAGUCCUGGAUCUAUCACAUCUCAAACUGAGCAUCAGAAGGCCCCCGCUAGGCCUGCGGAUUCGAUGGAAAAGCAUUCUUCCUUUUUAAAACAUUUGGACUUCAUGCUAUCCUCGACCCCAGCUUACCAGUCGCUCACCAAAGAAAACAUGGGCGCACUGGACGACGCGCAUGGGAAAUAUAUCGAUACGACUACUCCCCUUCUCCAGGAUGGCGACGAGGACCUGUCACCUGACCUCGAUAACAGCCGCCAGAAGUUUGAAGACAGCUUGUCACCCCAGAUCAUAGUUGAUUUUCACAGCCAUAAUAACCCAGAAAACCAGGUAAAGGACCCGACUGCGGGAUCUAAGGCCGAUCCCCUCGUACCCCGCGAAACGACAGUAUCUGGUUUCGGCGAUGGCGAUCUAACAUUGGACUAUUUCGACAAUCCCGGCGAAGAGCCUUUGCUGACGGAGCAGUUACCGAACCGCGUGUUGGCUAUAUCCACCGAGCGCUCGCACCACAAUUCUCAGGCGCAGAGUGCAGCAAAUGGUCAAAGCCCCAUGACUCGCCAAAGAGGGCUCACGUUACCUACGAAGGGCGUAUAUGGCAAAUAUGGCUACGAAGCCCACCGCUUUUCACCGUCCCCUACACGCAGCCUUAGUGGCGUCAAUCUGCGCAAGAACACCGAGCCGCGGCCGGUCUCGCGUUCGCAGGUUAUAUGUGUAGAAGAAAACGAGAACCAGCCUGUUAGACGGGCAUCCACGUUGGUACUGCCCUCCCCACCUUCCAGGCUCAAGAGAAGCACGUCUUUCACAUCCGGAAGUAAGGUGUCAGAGUACCUGAAGGUGCACAAGAAUUCCCUGCAGUCCGCAAUUUCCACUCCAAGCAGCCCAUACGAAAAGGCCCGACAGACAGAGAGCAGUCCAUAUGAAUUGGAGGAUGUCGAAUACGCGAGCGCCAGAAAGAAUUUUGAUUUCCAUUCACUGUUCAAGGACACGGAGGUUUCCUCCUCCGAAAAGUUACUAACCGACUACAGUUGUGCAUGGUCCAAAGAUAUUCUUUUGCAAGGACGUCUUUAUAUAUCUACCGAACACAUCUGCUUCUACUCUAACAUAUUAGGCUAUGUCAGCGUAGUGGUUAUUCCACUAAAAGAAGUUGUACAGAUAGAGAAGAAGAACACGGCAGGUAUAUUUCCUAAUGCGAUCGCAAUACAUACCUUGCAGAAGAAAUAUGUGUUUGCAUCGUUCAUAUCUCGGGACACAACCUUUGACUUGAUUACCAAUGUGUGGAACCAGAUUAUCCUAGGCCCCAAUGCGAAUAAGACAACCUCUAACCAGGACGACAAGGAUAGUGGGCCAAAUCUUGAGUAUCAAUUGAAGAACGACUCUGACAUAGACCAGAGCAGUGCGGAGGAGGACAGCUCUUCAGAUAGUGACGGUUAUGAAUCCUCUGCAAGUGAUGCAGCUCUAAGUGCCAUGGAUGAAGAGUCAGCCUAUUCCGUGCCAAGUCUGGGAGCUGCAGAAAAUACCAUAGAUAUCCCAUCCUUGGGUCCACUUGAGCAUGCACCAACCUUUCCACAAUAUGCGCAGCACUCUGACGAGCGGAAGAUUCGGGAGGAGGUUUUUCCCUCUCCUCUAGGGAAGAUCGUGAAUAUUCUAUAUGGCGAAAAUACCGAUUAUUUCCAUCAAAUAUUAAAGGCGCAAAAAAACUAUGAUAUAUCGACAAUCAGUCCUUUAAUAGAAACCAAGGUCAGAAGUUACGAAUUCUGCAAGCCUCUUUCGGGGCCGAUUGGACCUAGUAAGGCAGUCUGUUAUAUCACAGAAACUAUUGAGCACUACGACCUUGAUGAUUACGUUCAGGUUGUACAGAUAUCUAAAACGCCUGAUAUCCCGUCCGGAAAUUCUUUCUACGUGAAAACGGUGACCAUAUUAUCAUGGGCACCCAAUAAUGGGACUAGAAUCUCAGUGUAUGCAGGUAUAGAAUGGACUGGGAAGAGUUGGAUAAAGUCAGCUGUGGAAAAGGGUACUUUCGAAGGUGUUACAAUGUCAUCCAAAACGAUGUUCGAAACGGUAAACCAUCUCUUGAAGGUCUCUAAUAAUAAAUCAAGCUUACGAUUGGCAGUUUCCAACAAGUCAACAACUGAUAUUCCUAAUAAUCUACCAACUAUCGGCCCUAGUACGCAUCCUCCGACGAAGAACACCUAUACGAAGCAACCAGGAGAUGUUAUUGUUGAUGAUUCGAUUUCCAUCGCAGCACCAUUGGGUGUCGUGUACAAGCUGUUAUUUGGUGAGGACACGUCCUACUUGCAAAAGAUAUUAGAAAAACAGGCUAAUCAUAAUAUUUCAGCUAUACCGUCUGAAUUCUCAGAUAAUGUGAGGGAAUAUGAAUAUAUCAAGCCAUUAAACAAUCCUGUUGGUCCUAAGCAGACGCGAUGCUUGAUCCAGGAAAAAAUCCUACAUUGCGAUGUGAACUCUCACAUAGUAGUGGAGCAGAUAACGAAGACGCCAGAUGUACCCUCGGGAGGUGCGUUUGAAAUACAUACCAGAUUCUACUUAUCAUGGGGGAAAGAUAACUCCACUAAUAUGUUGGUGGUGACCAAUAUCGUUUGGAAUGGAAGAUGUUGGAUCAAAGGUGCAAUUGAAAAGGGCUCAUUAGAUGGCCAAAGGUUAUCCACAAAGAUUGUCGUCGAAGAGCUAAAGGCAAUUGUGAGCAAACACGGCACCAAGGAAAGACAUACACCUAGGAAAAAGACUCGCCGGUCUAAGAAAAGGAAGUCGUCCAAAGCUGGCGUCUCCAGCACUCCAUCACAGUUUGUGUCUGUGGGCUUCAAAAAGAAGAUCGCUGGUAUUUUCGGCUCUCUCUACGCCUGCUCCAGCCAGAACAAGGUGAUCGUGCUACUUUCACUUCUGUUGUUAGUAUCACUAUCGCACAUGUUGAGUCGUGGCACCCGGAAUGUUCAGCUUGUGAAACCCGGGAGGGUUAUCAUCGAUGGGAUUGAGUAUAGUUACUCGCCUUCCGAAGGUUCGCUCUAUUGCGCCUCAAACAUGAAUUCGGGUAAUACCGACAGGACCGUUGUCACAAGCGCAGAGUAUGGCCUAUGGGAUUGGGUUGAUAACAGAAAUUCAGCCUCUGUCAACAAGGCAACUCCGCAGCUCCGUGACAGCAUGGAAGAAAUGGCCCUGAACCACAGGCGCCAGGAGCUAGAGGAAGCUGUGAGGAUAGCAGAAUAUGAGAUACAAGAAUUAAAACGAAAAAUAGACUUGCUCUUUUAG
Messenger RNA from Eremothecium gossypii ATCC 10895, 3894 nucleotides. RefSeq names its product GRAM and VASt domain-containing protein. Gene Ontology annotation, molecular function: sterol binding; sterol transfer activity. The transcript has a single exon. Gene Ontology annotation, biological process: intracellular sterol transport. Bases 1 to 3894 code for a protein of 1297 amino acids. NCBI's taxonomy places the organism in Eukaryota, Fungi, Ascomycota, Saccharomycetes, Saccharomycetales, Saccharomycetaceae. Gene Ontology annotation, cellular component: cortical endoplasmic reticulum; mitochondrion; endoplasmic reticulum-plasma membrane contact site. The record is from RefSeq and is marked provisional.